Messenger RNA from Chlamydomonas reinhardtii, 5959 nucleotides. RefSeq lists its product as uncharacterized. Gene Ontology annotation, cellular component: cytoplasm. The transcript is spliced from 8 exons. The record is from RefSeq and is a predicted model, not a curated record. Bases 335 to 4633 code for a protein of 1432 amino acids. NCBI's taxonomy places the organism in Eukaryota, Viridiplantae, Chlorophyta, Chlorophyceae, Chlamydomonadales, Chlamydomonadaceae.
CUUCCAACGCAAGUUUGAGCAGUUCGAGACCAGCCUCUUAUUCAGUAAUCUCUAUUCCUUUCCCUCGGGCCCUCUUUCAGACCAGGUUCUUUUGUGCUUGGGUCGGGGGUCACUAAAAAUGCCUUGUUGUGGCGGCAGCCAUACGGGCGGCCCAAGUGGCUCGACCAAGCAACUCGUCUCGAACCACCGUGGCAGGUCGGAGGCGGACCUUUCUGGUGAUGCUCUCCAAAAUGGAGUGGUGUUGCGCACACUAGCAGAGCACUGCGAUGCAGCUACCGCAGCUGCGUGCUUCGGGGUUUGCCGCGCUUGGCGGGACGCGUUUUCAGUGUCCGCGAUGAACAGCACCAUGAGCUGUGUGGCUGAAGCUGUGGAUUCAGCGCGCGCACGCUUCGCUGGCAACCUGCACGGCGCCGUGACGCUGGAUGUGACGCGCUGGGGGGCGCAGGGGCAGCCGCCGGCGCACGGCGGCGCAGCCAGCGCGGCGCAGCGGGCGGCGGCGGUGGCGGCGGCGCAGCGCGGCUUUGACGCACACUUGCGGGCACUGGCCACCAACCGGCAUUUUGUGCAGCUCAAGGUGCACACGCCCGUGCGCGAGGCGGCCGACCCGCAGCUGUCCCUGGCCGCGCUCACCGCCCUGGCGCCGCUGACGCAGCUCACCUCGCUCGUCCUCAGCCGCAACCCCUCCUUCACCUCCGCGCCCCACGCCCUCACCCCCGCCGACGUGGCCGCGCUGGCGCACCUGCGCGGCCUCACCUUCCUAGAGCUCUGCGCCGCCGUGCCGCCAGCACUCGGGCUAGGGCCGCUGGCGCGCGCCGCCGCCGGCUCCCUGACCGCGCUCCGCACGCUGGCGUUUGGGCACACCAGUGCGCUGUGGCGGCUGCCGGCGGUGGGCGCGCUGUGCCAGGCGCUGGAGCCGGCCUGCCCCGCCCUCACAGACCUGCGGCUGCGCUGCGUGGCGCCGCCCUCCGACCCGCGGCAGCUGCCCGCGCUCAUGGCGCUGCCGCUGCCGCAGCGCCUCACCAACUUCGCGCUCACCUUUGCACGGCGGCUGAACCGCGGCGGCGAGGAGGGGCUGCCGCCGGCGGCGCCAGCUGCCGGCGGCGGCGGCGCAGCCGCCCUUGCGGCCGCGGACGCCGCCGGUUUGGGGCUGCCGCCUGGGCUGGGUCUGGAGGAUGAGGAGGAGGAGGGCGACCACGUCAACUUCGGGGAGUACGAGGACGUGGAGGAGCCGUGGGACUCGGUGGACCACCUGGCGCCCAAGCCGGGGCUGCACGUGCUCAUCGUGGAGCGCGGCGCCCGCGUGACGCGCAUGGACGUCAACGUGACGGUGUCCGUGGCGGCGCGCGACCUGCCCACGGUGCCGGUGGCGGCGCUGGAGGGCGGCGCGGCGGCGGCGGAGGGGAGGGAGAAGGGGGGGAAGGCUGGGAGGAAGGGCGGGAGGAAGGGCGGGAAGGGGGCGAAGGCGGGCGCAGCUGGUGGGAGCACCAGCGGGGGCAAGGCCGCAGAGGAGGGCGGCGCUGCGAAAGGGAGGCAGCAGCAGCAGCAGCAGCCGAAUGGGGCCGGCGGCAAGGCUGCGGGCGGCAAGGCGGCGGCGGCGCUGUUCCAGGAGGGCUAUGAGUCGGACCCGGAGGCGCCGCCGGAGCUGUAUGCGGCCGAUGACAGCGACGGCGCCAGUGAUGAUGAUGGGGACGGUGAUGGUGGUGCGGAGGCGGGCGCGGAGGCGGAGGCUGCGGUGCCGCCGUACGACGUGACGCCGCUGGUGCUGGCGGCCUACAACCGGCUGCUGGGGGAGGAGCUGGGGCUCACGGGCUCGCUGGCCGAGCCCGAGGACCUGCACCUGGGCGUGCGGCUGGACAUACUGGAGGACGAGCUGGAUGUGGUGGAGGCAGUGGGCGCAGCCGUGCUCAACAACGUGGGCCACAUCUUCGGACUGGGCGGCGGCGGCCCGGGCGGCGGCGGCGGAGCUCCCAACCCCGCGCAGAUGCUGGCGGCGGCGGGGCAGCUGCAGGCCGUGCUGGCGGCGCUGCAGGAGCAGGUGGCGGCGGCGGCCGCCGCCGCCAACGGCGGCGGUCCCGCCCCCGGCCUGCAGGUGCUGGCGCCGCCGCUGGGCUUGCUGGCGCAGCAGCUGGCGCAGCUUAACAUCGGCGGCGGCGGCGAUGGGGGCGGCGGCGAUGGUGGCGGUGGCGCUGGUGGCGGCGGUAACCGCGGUGGCGCGGCGUCGGCGCCGCUGGACGCGCGUGUGCUGCAGCUGCAGCUGGCGCCGCUCAGCCCCCACAUGUGCUUCCUCAACCUGGCGCUGGUGCCCAUGGUCACACAGCUCGCCAUGAUGGGCGGCGGGGGAGGCGGAGCCGGAGCCGGAGGCGGAGCCGCCGGAGGAGGAGGCGGAGCCGCCGGAGGAGGAGGCGGAGCCGCCGGAGGCGGCGCAGCCGCCGACGACGGUGGCGGCGGCGCCGCCGCCGCCGCCAUGCUUCCUCCUGCCGACACGCGUGUGGCGCCCGUGCUUCUGGACGUGCGCGGCGCCGGCUACACGCAGCUCAAGAGCCUGGCGGUGACCGGGUAUGUGGACCAGGACUGCCGGCCCGCCGCCUGGAUGUGCCGCGGCUGGCUGGCGGGGCUGCCAGCAGCCAUGCCCUCGCUCGAGUACCUGGCGCUGUACGACACACUGCCGGCGGCGGCACACGACCGCGAGGCGGUCAAGGGCCUGCGCGCUCUGACGCGGCUGGAGCACCUGGAGCUGCGGCCGCUGUACCUGCGCUUCGCCGGCGAGGUGGCCUGCCCGCUGGCGCUGCCGCCCGCGCCCUGCCUGCCGCCGCCGCUGCUGCAGCUGACGCUGAAGAAGGUGGACAUACCGGCGCCGCCGCCGCCGCCGCCGGGCUGCGGGCCCGACAGCCCGGAGGCGCGGGCGGCGCUGCCCGACCUGCCGCACCUCACGCACCUCUGGCUGUUCGACUGCUCCGCGCCCGACCUGACCCUGUUCCGCCGCGCGCCCCGGCUGGAGGACCUGCGGCUGGGCGGCACCACCACCCUCACACGACUGGACCAGCUGCUCAGGGGGCCGCCGCCAGCUGCAGCUGCAGGUGCUGCUGCUGCUGCUGCUGCUGCUGCUGCUGCUGCUGGAGGCGGAGCCGGCAGCGGAGCUGGGCAGGAUCCCGCCGCCUCCGGCUCUGCCGCCUCCGGCUCCGCCGCCGCCGCCGCCGCUGCCGCCGGCUCCGGCGCCGGCUCCGCCGCCGCCGCCUCGGGCGGCUGCUCCUCCUGCUACUACUACUGGCCCUGCCUGCGCGGCGCCAUCCUGGACCUGUCGCCCGCCUGUGCGCCCGGCUGGUUCAGCGCGGAGCAGCUGUCGGCGCUGGGCGGCCUGCGCUGCCUGCGCUCGCUGCAGCUCGACGCCGCUCCCCUGGAGCGACCCAAGUUCCCGCGACACCAGGCGGCAGCAGCAACGGCAGCAGCAGCUGCUGCUUCUGCGGGUGCGGGCGGCAAGCCCGGCAAGGGCAAGGGGAAGAGCAAGGGCGGCGCUGCUGCCGCCGGUGGCAGCAAGGCCGGCGCCGGGGCGGCGGGCGGCGCGGCACCGGCGGCGUCGCUGGCGGCGGCACGUCGGCCCGACAGCGACGACGACAGCGACGCCUACCUCUCAACAGAGGAGGACGGCAUGGCGGCGCAGCCGCCACCGCCGCUGCCGCUGGCGGUUCCGCGGCCAGCGGCGGCGGCGGCAGCCGCAGCUGCCGCUGGCGGCGGCGGCGGCGUUGCUGUUCGGCCCUGGACUCGGUCGGAGUGGCGGGCGCUGUCGUGCGACCUGGGCUCGGUGCUGGGGGCGCUGGCGGCGCUGACGCAGCUGACGGAUCUGACGCUGUCUUUCGACACGCCCACGCUCUUCCACCAGUACGACGACCAGCGCCGCCACGACCGCCGCGCGCCGCCGCCGCCGCACGCGGCGGCUGGCGGCGGCGGCGCCGCCGCCGCCAGUGACGCCGAUAGCGAUGACGACACCGACUUGGAGGAGGGUGCGGGCGGGCUGGGCAACCCUCACCAUCACCGCCACCACCAUCACGGCCACCACCACCACAACCACAAUCACGCGUUGGGGUCGGCUGACGAUUCGGCGGAGGAGGAGGAGGCGCGCAUGGCGAAUGGCUUCGGGUUGGAUAGCGACGAUGACACCGAGGAGGAGGAGGACGGUGGCGGUGCGGGGCUGUCUGCUGAGGAGUCGGACGACGAGGGCCUCAGCCGUGGGGGCGGCGGCCAGCCCGAACCGUGCGACAGCGACGACGACAAUGAGGAGGAGGAGGAGGACGAGGAUGAGGACGUUGUGUCGCACAGCGGCAGUGAUCAUGCGGCCUUCGGCGCCGCCAGCCACAACCACCACCAACACGGGCAGCGGCGGCGGCGGCGCGGCGGCGUGGCCGAUGCCGCUGCCCGGCGGCGCAGUCGCGCCGCGGCUGAGGCGGCGCACCGGGAGCGCGUGUGUGGCGGGCUGCUGCAGGGCUCGGCGCUGGGCGGCCUGGCGGCGCUGCAGGGGCUGUGGCGGCUGCGUGUGGGCCUGCCGCACGGCGACGUGUGGGAGGACGUGACGGACCGCCUGCUGCCGGCGCUGCGGCUGGCGCUGCCGCGGACGGCGGUCGAGAUGGACGUGCUGUGAGAGUGGGGACGUGUGUGUAUGAGAAAGCGCGUGGAUGUUGCGUGGUUGAGAGCACAAGGAAGGACGUUUGCCAGGCUGUGUGCACGAUGAUACGGUGCGACACUCGCGGCAUUAUGUGAGGGUUUGAGUGUCGAACAACGAAACCGGUGCGAAUCUUUGUGCAUUUGCUGCUUUGGGUUGGAGCAUCGAAAGGGCGGGUAGGGGUGGCGCGGGUUGUGUGUGUGCGACUGUUCGUGUGUGUGUGUGUGUGUGUGUGUGUGGUGCGCCACAAGGAGUGACAUGGGGCCCAGGCAUGGCACAGGCAUCACAAAGUGUUUGGGAGCAUGUUAUGGCAUUGAGGGGCAAGGCUUGCGCCGGACGAAAUCUUUCAUUGCAUAAUCACACCGCCAUAGCGUAUGAGGGAUCACUGAGCGCAGUUGAGCGGUAGGUAGGAUGGCAGCGAAGCCCAGUUCAGGCAUGGCAGAGACGCUGUGGAGCCAGGAAGGCGGGCUUUACGGACGGCGCGCCGCACAGCAGGCACUUCGGCGUGGUCGCCUGCUUACAUUGCGGCUGGAUGCGGGGGCGGGGGGACAGGGAGGGAGAGCUGACCGAGUGGAGCAGGAAUCCAGCGUGCCGAAUCCAAUUGCGAGUAGGAGUUGUGAGGUUAUAUAGUUCGGGGAGCGCUGCAGGACUAGGCAGGCGGCCCAGCAGCGCGUUGCUGUGUAUUAGGAAACACGAGAAAGGGUAAGCGUUGUCUUUGUGUGCGCGUGGGUGCACCAUGUUCAUGCAUUGAUGCAACAUGGAGCGCACCUCCUGUGCACCUGCGCCCCGGCGUUGUCAGCAUACACUAGGGCAGGCCUGCUUUUUAACGCGCUUAGGCUGUGGUCCAGGGAAAGUUGCUGCGUGUGUUGCCUGGGCCUACAGCAGGACUUGCACGCGUUGCUUCAGUGCCGCCGGAACUGCUGGCGAUGAAGUCACCAAGCUGCGGGCGGCGCUUGUCAUGACUCAUGAGGGCGUCCCUGCUUGUAGUUGUUGACGUUUCAAUGUGUUGGGGGCUGCCCGGUCGAAGCGUCGGCAUGUGCCGUCGGGACUACCGUACUGCGGCAGGCGGCCGACUCGGAUUCCCGGAAUGAGGAGCUGCUGGCGUGGCUGCUGGUAGCCUCUUACGGGUAUGUCUGUGCUGAUUGCGCGGGAGCUGGCGGAGUCGGCCGGGCACAGCGGCGACACCUCGGCCCCACCUCGGGCCCUCGGCCCUGUAACAUACGGCAUGCCGGCAUGGCAUGCGGCGCCCCAGUGCGCAGCAGUACUGUAAGCUACGGAUGCGCAGUACUGUAAGCUACAGAUGUC